CGUUUAUAUCUAUCUGUCUGUCUGUCUAUCUAUCUAGAUAUAUAUCUAUAUGAAUAAGUUUGUUCAUAAGAAUAAACUAUAAGUAUUCCUAUACAGAAUUUUUCUCCUGGAGAAGGAAGAAUCACAUCAGUUUUUUUCUGCAUCUUCAUCUGUAUAAACUAGGCCAGUUUAACAGAUUUUAGAAUAUUGGUUUGAUAUUGUGCAGUUUGUCCAAUUGGGAGAUUAUAAUCCUUUGGCCAUUUUUGACAUACUAGAAAACGCUUGUAAAGAGCUCAGUAGAUGAUACCUACUGUUAUUAAGACACCUCAGUGAAGGUUUUGAAACCUUGAUUUUUCUGGAUACUUUUAUUAAAGUAGAACUUCCUCUCCCUCCUCUUUACUUAGUGAGUGUGGUGAGCUUCUUUUUGGGUUCCCUGAGUGCAAGGGAGAGAAAAAACAUUGGGGAUUCUGCAGGUUUAUAGUCCUGUUGCCUGGGAAGAGGGGGCCCUAGGAGGUGACGUCAUCCACUCCCCCUAGCCUGGAGCUCACAGCUUUACUACCUUUCAGCUCACUCCUGUCCACCUGCUCCUUUCCCAAUGCCUUCUUGCAGCACUUGAGAUCCCAAGAAACUUCCCAAAAGGGACAGAUUUGCCCUGGUCUCUUGUUAGCCCAUCCUAUCACACUGUUGUUAUUUAUAAGUAUUCCUAUACAGAAUUUUUCUCCUGGAGAAGGAAGAACCCCAUCAGUUUUUUUUUCAUCUUCAUUGUACGUUUACUAUGAUAGGUGUUCAGUAAUUGUCGUUGAACGAAUGAAGCAAUUAUAGAUGAUUAGUGCUAGGAAGGAGGGAACAGUGAAAGUCUCUAGGAUGCGUAGUCUAAGCAAGACUCUUAAAGACCAGAGGGACUCAGGCAUACAGAGGAUGCAUAUUGAGAGCUGACACGAAGGUGGAGGAGGGCCGGGUGGGUCCUCGGAAUCCACAGGAGGCCGGCAUGGCUGGAGCGCGGCAGGAACUGGAUGGCUCAAGGUCAAGAGAGGUGGGCUGGGCCAUGAAGAAGUCUAGAUCUUAUGCCAGGUGCACUGGGAAACUACUGAAGAGUUUUAAGCAGGGGACUGCAAUGAUCUAUUUGUGUUUUUAAAAGAUUACCAGGCCGGGAGUGGUGGCUCAUGCCUGUAAUCCCAGCCCUUUGGGAGGCUGAGAAAGGCGGAUCACAAGGUCAGGAGUUUGAGACCAGCCUGGCCAAUAUGGUGAAAGCCCAUCUCUACUGAAAAUAUAAAAACCAGCUGGGUGUGGUGGCGGGUGUCUGUAGUCCCAGCUACUCGGGAGGCUGAGGCAGGAGAAUCGCUUGAACUCGGGAGGUGGAGGUUGCAGUGAGCUGAGAUUGCGCCACUGUACCCCAGCCUGGGCGACAGAGCAAGACUCUGUCUCAAAAAAAAAAAAAAAAAAAAAGAUUACCGGUUACUCUGUGGAAAGUGUAUUGUCGUGGAGAAGGCUGGAAGUGGGGGAGAAGGCUGGAAGUGGGGAAAUCAGGUAGGCAGGACCGCAGUGGCCGAGGCCAAGCAAGGUGAUGGGGACUUGGACUAGACACUGGCAGUGGCGAAGGAGAAACAUCGAUGGAUUUGAGGCCCCCAAGACAGACAAGCACACAGAGGACCAGAGUCCUUCCACACCCUUGCCCCAGCCAGCUGCUGAGAAGAACUCGUACCUCUACUCCACGGAAAUCACACUGUGGACGGUGGUGGCUGCCAUUCAGGCCUUGGAGAAGAAGGUGGAUUCCUGCCUGGCCCGCUUGCUGACUCUGGAGGGGCGCACGGGGACAGCCGAGAAGAAGCUGGCCGAUUGUGAGAAGACAGCUGUGGAGUUCGGGAACCAGCUGGAGGGCAAGUGGGCCGUGCUGGGGACCCUGCUGCAGGAGUACGGGCUGCUGCAGAGGCGGCUGGAGAAUGUGGAGAACCUGCUGCGCAACAGGAACUUCUGGAUCUUGCGGCUGCCCCCAGGCAGCAAGGGGGAGUCCCCCAAGGUGCCUGUGACCUUCGAUGAUGUGGCCGUGUAUUUCUCUGAGCUGGAGUGGGGCAAGCUGGAGGACUGGCAGAAGGAGCUCUACAAGCACGUGAUGAGGGGCAACUACGAGACCCUGGUCUCCCUGGAUUAUGCCAUCUCCAAACCGGACAUCCUCACCCGGAUAGAGAGGGGAGAGGAACCUUGUCUUGACGGGUGGGGCCAGGAGAAGCAGAAUGAAGUAGAGGUGGGGCAUCCAAGGAUGUUGGGCACUGGCCUCCCUCCAUAUCCAGAGCACCUCACCAGCCCACUCAGCCCUGCCCAGGAGGAGCUGAAAGAAGGGCAGGCCCCCAAGCAGCAGCAGGACUCAGAGGUGAGAGUGGCCCCAGUCGGGCCAGGAGCAGGUGGUGGUGUGGUCAUCAAGACAGAGGCACAGUCUGAAGACGAGAUGAGGCCUGAGCGGCUUUAUCUGGGGGUGUCCCGAGGCCAGACCGAAUGCAGAAUCCCCCGAGGGCCCAGGAACAGGCCUGGGGGCUCCAGCCGUCAUCAGGCCCAGGGCGUGCCCAGGGUGCGGGCAGGGGAGCCACGGCCACCGGGGGUCGGCGGGGAGACGCCCCGAGUCCUUUCCCGCCGGCGGCAGCGGGCAUUCACCUGCCCCGAAUGUGGGCAGAGCUUCCGCCUGAAGAUCAACCUGACGAUUCAUCAGCGGACCCACGUGGAGGAGGGGCGGCGGGAGGCCCCCGGGGACAGCCAGACCACGCUGGAGCCGGGGGAGGUGGUGGUGCCUGGCCCUGUCAUCCGCUGGCUCCCCGAGGAGCCUGAGGGCCGCCGCUCUGUGGCGGGCGGCCGUGCGUUGGUGGGGCGGCGGCCUGCGGCCAGCAAGAUGUACCACUGCAGCGAGUGCCUGCGCUUCUUCCAGCAGCGCAAGAGCCUGCUGCUGCACCAGCGCCUGCACACCGGCAAUGGCCAGGGCUGGCCCGCCUGCCCCUACUGCGGCAAGGCCUUCCGCCGGCCCUCGGACCUCUUCCGGCACCAGCGCAUCCACACUGGUGAGCGUCCUUACCAGUGCCCCCAGUGUGGCCGGACCUUCAACCGGAACCACCACCUGGCUGUGCACAUGCAGACCCACGCCCGAGGCCAGGCGGGCCCACACUUGCCUGCCGCCCCUGCCCGCCACGGGAGCCCCCCGCUGCCCUGGCCCAGCCGCACGGAAGAGGGCUGACCAGGCAGUAGGCCACAGGGGACUCCUGGCAGGGCCUCUCCCCUGUGCCUGACGCGGGUUCCUCCUCUUUCUGGAAUGGAGAGAGGUUUGUUGUUUUUACUCAUUCAAAUGGGAAGCCCGCCGCCCUUCUGGUGGCAGUGUGUGUGACUGGGUGCCUUCUGUUUCCUGUUUGCACUCUUUGCUGCCUUUUCUGCAUUCCUGACUUGUAAAAGAUUCCUUAAGGCUUAAGGGAUGCCUUAUUUUUGAUGGGGCCUCUGGUAGGUACCACAGCCAAGAGGACCAGAGAUCAUGGCCCUUCCAGUAUGGGGGCGAUAGAGACAUCGGGGACCUGGGAUUUUUGUUUUGUGCAGAGGUCUCCGGCCUGCUGUCACCAUGAGACAGGGGAGUGGAUGGUUGGCCUGAAGAAAGGGUCCUGGAAAGUUUUCUACUUUGCUAUUUUGAAACUUUUUUUCCCUUGUUAUAGAGACUCAAGUGCUUUUGUAAAUGUGUGUAGUUGCUAAUAGAACUUCGCCUUUUGCAAAGUGGAAAGAGCCGGCUUUUCCAUGUGGGGCUCGCAGAACUGGAAGGGGAACUACCUCCACCAGCCUGUGGGUCUUUUAUUUUUUUAAGAUGGAGUUUCGCUCUUGUUGCCCAGGCUGGAGUGCAGUGGUGCAAUCUCCAGAGGUUGCUCACUGCAACCUCUGCCUCUCGGGUUCAAGUGAUUCUCCUGUUUCAGCCUUCUGAGUAGCUGGGAUUAUAGAGGUGAGCCACCACUCCUGGCUAAUUUUUGUAUUUUUAGUAGAGACAGGGUUUCAUCAUGUUAUCCAGACUGGUCUCGAACCCCUGACCUCAGGUGACUCGCCUGCCUCAGCCUCCUGAAGUGCUGGGAUUACAGGCGUGAGCCACUGCUCCUGCCCAGCCUGUGGGUUUUGACGGGGAUGUCUUGGCUGCUGUCUCGGAAGCACAGUGUCUCCCUAGGUGUGUGUUUCUUGGCUCAGAGUGACUCCCAGUAUUCCUAGUCCUUACCCCACAGGAUAGGCACGUCCAUUAUUUACUUUUGUUUGUCAGCUGGGAGGGGAAACUGAAGCCUGGAGUGGGAGACACUUCUCCCCAAGAGCUCAGUGUUCGUGGGUGUGUAAGAUCCAUUGACUGGACCCCAGACAGCAUCCUGAGGGGCAGUGCGGAGAGAGCCCAGGAAGCCCCUCCCCUAGAGGAGGCCCUUGGUCUGGCUGAGGGCCACCUCUACCCUGGGCCUCCAGGACUGCUUUUCACAUUAAAGGGGAGGCAGUCUCUCAAAGGAGUUCUCCCUUGAGCGCUUUGGGCUCUGGGGCAGAGUUGGGCUAGGAGAUCUGGGUGAAUCCUUCAGUCACGGCUAGUCUCAUGUUCCUCUUCUGUCAAAGGGGGUCAUCGCCCCAGUGUGUCCUACCUCAGAGUUGUCAGGAUCAAAUUAAGAGGCACUGGGACAAAUAUGAAGCCUAGCUUUGUGCUUCCUUUCAAGUUCAGGGCCUCCUUUCUACUCAUUCCAGCCUUUUUUUUCCCCUGUCAGAAUCCCUCAGGAAGGACCUUUAUCUUCUGGAGUGAGUAGUGGCAGUUCCACUGGGUUCAGUGAAAGACUCGCCCACGGGGCUUUGUUCCCCAGGGGUCCUUUGUGUUUCGGUGAACAAAUUCCUACCAAAACAUGAGAUUCAGACUGUAGAAGUUCAGGCAAUAAUAUCAGGCCUCAUGGAGAAGUCUGGAGGUCAGCUGGCUUCUGGUGUCCCAUCACACCACUGCGGGUGCUGCCUGUAGAGCAGCCCUGGUGUGGGUGACUCUGAAGCUGGAGUGAUGGGACCCCGGCUAACCUUGUUUUUUACCGCCUUGUCUGGCACUGAGAAGUGGCCACCCUUCAGGGCUGCUUCUGGGGGCCUUGGUUCCUGGAUGUGCCAUUUCUUUGCCCUUCUGACCCUCCCACUUCUUCUAAGCAGAGUUGGGGGCCAGUGGUAGCGUUGCUGUCAUCUCUGGGAGGAGGGUGAAUAUACAAGUCGGUGACAGUUCGGCCAGCCUCCCUUGGGUUUGGGAAGAGGCACCGCCCUUCUGUGCUGUGGAUCCUGCUUGUUUGCUUUGGGGUCCCCCAACCCUUGCCAGGAGCUUCACAAAUCAGAGACAGGCUGUCAGCAAGAGCUCAGACAGGAUGUGUGCAAGUGCAGGUGCGUGAGUUUAACCCUCAGCUGCAGGAGCUAGUGUCAGAUGUUCUGGGGAUACCUCAGGCUAAGAAUUUUGCCGAGUUUCUGGGCUUGUUUUUCUAAUGCCAAAUGCCCCUGCGUAAGUGGCACAAGGUGCUGAUUCUCCUUUUUUCUUUUUUUCAUAGCAAUGUGUGCAACUUUGAGCUAGGUCUUGUGAAUUUGCCUAGCACUCGGACGUGUUUAAGUAAUGUUCUUUACAUUGAAACGAGUCAACCGAAGCUUUGUGGUGCAGGAGCUGAGGGUUCCCCAGACUCGGUGGGAGCCCUGGUUGGGCCCCAAACUCCCCCAGCAGAGUCCUCGUCUUCCUCAUUUGUGAAAUAAACGGGUGGGCCACGACGUUAAUAAGCCCAAGAAAACUGUGAAGGUGGUAGUCCCUUUCCCUAAUUGGUGCGCAAUAAACUUGUUGACAUGAA
Molecule: messenger RNA, 5810 nt
Organism: Macaca mulatta (Rhesus monkey)
Lineage: Eukaryota; Metazoa; Chordata; Mammalia; Primates; Cercopithecidae
Gene: ZNF783
Product: zinc finger protein 783
Biological process (GO): regulation of transcription by RNA polymerase II
Cellular component (GO): nucleus
Molecular function (GO): DNA-binding transcription factor activity, RNA polymerase II-specific; RNA polymerase II transcription regulatory region sequence-specific DNA binding
Source: RefSeq, a predicted model, not a curated record